GAGCUGCAUGGUUACGCUUAUCCUUUUGCGAGCAACAAGACUUCUCCUCUUAUGAAGUUUCCACAGCAGUCAGGUCGGAUUGCUGCAAUGUGUGUUGACGAAACGCAUAACAUUGUGUUUAUUCGUUCCACAAAAGGCACUAUAUUUAUUUGUACUUUGGAUGAUGGCAAGAUUUCUGCUGAAAGACCGACUAGUUUGCUUGAUUUCUUCACUGACCAAAAUGAAGAAGGCGAAAUUGAGAACUGGUUGCUUAUUAGGCGCAGUGAGCUGGAAGAAGCCGGGGAAGAAGCCCAGAACCUGAAAUCAAGCUUGCAAGCUGAGCAAGAUGAGUCCCAGUAUAGGCAGCACAGGAUUCGGCAAGAUUGGGCUGCUAAGAUAAAAGAGAAGGAGAAAGAGCAUGCAAAAAGAGAGAGGGAGCUUGUAUUGGAAAUGCAAACUCUAAAGGAGAAACUGGAAGCUGCAGAGAAAAACUUGGAACAUACAACUCAAACGUUCUUGGAAUCCCAAAGCCAGGCAAUGGGAACCUUGUACGAGCAUUUUGAAGAAAAGUUUACCGGAGAAACAGCUAGAGCGGAACACUGGAGAACAAAAGCAGAGCAAGUGAAGGAGAGCUGCGUCAAAGAGAUAGAACACAAAGAGAAGGUGCACACUACGGAGGUGUUGGGCUUGCAAAGUCAGAUAGACAAAAUAGAAAGCCACUCUCGAACAAGGAUGCAGAAGUUGCAGGAAGACUGUGAGAGAGAGAUCAGGAAAUACAAGACGUAUAUGGACGAAGACCUCUUGAUUAACGACGAGGAGCUGGUGGUCGGGUUUUCACAGAUGAAGCAAGCAAUGCAGGCGCAGCAAAAACACAUUGAUGAUGCAAGAGCACAGAUGUUGUUGGAGAAGAAAGCUGCCACCUCGUAUCAGCUGCAAAUUACGGAACUGUCAACUCUCUGCACGGCACAAGAUUCAAACAUACGGCACCUCGAGAUUGAGAAGGCGAGGCUCGAGAACUUCGCUCUGGAAUUUGACUACAAGAAGCGGAUCCUGGAUAAACUAGUGGAGGAGGCUGAUGAGCACCGAAAGGCGUUGCUGCAUGCGACUAAAGAAAGAGAAACAUUGGCAGUACUGCAGCACUCCAAAAUCCAGCAGCUUGUUGAGCGUGAGAAGCCGCUUGUCGCUGAGCUUUCUCAAUACAAAUCUAAAAUUCAAGAGAUGCAAGCUCGUGAGUCGCUGGAUGUGAAACACAGGCUCGCACAAGAAGAGGCUGCCAGAUUGCUCACGGAGCGGAUACAAGAUCUGGAGCAACGUGUUUUCCGGCUUCUCCAUCAACUCGGGCAGAAAGAAGAGUAUCUAGACGCAUUCAAAGAAGCUUUGUGUGUCAUCGUUCACGACCACGAUCCAGGGGAAUGGCCUCCACUGACGAGAGGUUUGUUCCUGGCCUACGUUAAAGGAUCAGAAAGGGCAGCAGUGGCUGAAGGAUUGGAAUCCAGAUCCCAGAUCAUGAAGCAAAGGCAAAUUCUUGAAGACUUUGUUGUGGUCUUGAAGACCACUAUCGAUCGAACCAAAGACCGCUGCAAGGAGGAGAUGCAGCACUUCGUCAAGGAGAACCUCAACCUCCUGCGGGAUUUCUGCGAGGCCAACCGGAAUAGCAGGCGCAUGGCUUUCAUGGUCCAGAAGUUGCAACAACAAGUGGCGUACUUCAAAGGUAUUGUUUCGAUGCAAAAGAGGUCGCUAGCAAGGGCCCGGCAAAGCUCGUCUAGGCCAUCCACACCGGAAAAGAGACGCUCCAUCAUCACAGCCGAGCCGCGAAGAUCAUCAUCCUUCGUCACGAGUGGGAUCCAGCGUAGGAUAAGAUUGUCCCGCGAGUCGGAUGCGCUGCGGUUACCUGCGAGGCCUCCAACGCCAGUCUCGGAGAUACUCAAGCCUUACUCUCGCUUCUCCAUCGUCCAUGGAGACCAGGAUCACACACGGAGGAUGACAACGUCUCAGAUCGAGAAGCGGAUGAGCAAGCCCUGGGGAACGGCCGAGCCGGAGCGGAAGAGCAAUAGGAUCCAAGUUGAUGAUCUUCUGAGGCAGCUGGAGGAGACUAGAAGUGAGCUCGGGAAGAAGCAGGGAGAGAUCAACGUGCUCCAGGCUGCUCUAGCGGCGAAGCAAAGAUCCAGGCCGGGUACGUCACUGGGAUUUAACGCUAUGCAAAAGAAAGGUGGUGUUAUUGCUAGAGGGCGUCCAAAGUGACCCUUGUUCCUACAAUAAUAAUAGUUGUGAAUAUUUCAGACAAGAAAUGAAUAAAUGAAUAAAAUAAAAAAA
This is a messenger RNA of Selaginella moellendorffii, 2292 nucleotides long. RefSeq names its product centrosomal protein of 135 kDa. The record is from RefSeq and is a predicted model, not a curated record. NCBI's taxonomy places the organism in Eukaryota, Viridiplantae, Streptophyta, Lycopodiopsida, Selaginellales, Selaginellaceae. The transcript is spliced from 8 exons. Bases 52 to 2220 code for a protein of 722 amino acids.